AUGCCAUUCAAUCAUAUAGGCGAAACCUACAUCACCAAGAAUGCCGGCGUUACUGCUGCGACGGUGGAUGAGGCGUAUGAGGCUAUUACCAAUGGACGUUUGUUUUAUUUGACACCGGACCGGUUUACGUUCAGAGACGCCCAGACACUGUACCGAGAGCUCAAGGUCACCUACUGGGAGCAUCAUGGCGACAAAGUCGAGAAUUACGCUGAUGAGAAGCGACUGAGCUAUCGCAUGACCGCAGCACUGAAGAAUCUGAAGGUUUUACUCUUCCACAACACCACUGGAUGGGUAGCCCUACACGGUGCACCUCAGCUGCCCAAACAUCAACAGUGGAACUGGCGAGAGCAGUACUGGCCUAAAGACGCAACAGAAGUCUCGUUCACCGAUGUGCUGGCGAUCAAUUCGUCGUUUCAGCAGUGGAAGAACGGCAUCCAAUACCCUGGACUCAAGUACAAACUGCACCCACACUACAAUGUCUACUACCCUACCCAGGCUGGCCAUAUCAAGCUAUUUCGGAAAUGGAUGCAGCAAUACUCGAGCCGCAAGCGCUUUCAGUCAUUGAACGUGGCAGAUAUUGGCUGUGGCUGUGGCAUUCUCGCCUUCUUGUUGGGCACCUUCGACGCGGUCAAGCUAGUGCAUGCAACUGACAUCAAUCCUGCUGCGACCGAGAGUCUGCGAGCAGACCAGAUUGUUCGCAAGCGCUCUGUCAAGACACUAGAGGUGUUCUGUGGUGACCUCCUGGAGCCCCUUCCGCUGCCACAGUAUGAUCUUAUUGUCUUCAACGCGCCUUGGUUGCCCGAUAUUGCUGGGGUUGAUCACAGCCGCGGAUCGUUUGACAUGGCUGUGAGUUUCCCGCCUGACCUCUACCCACGCUUCUUCGAGCAAGCGAAGGAGAGACUCACACCCGACGGCCGCAUAGUGGUUAUUGGGUCAGAUUUGUCCCGAUUAUUGGGCUUGGAGAAAGAGAGCCCAGUAACGAGAGAAUUAAGGGACAACCCAGAUAGGUUCUACUGUGCGGCCAUGUACCAGGGUGAGCAUGCACCUGGACUCCUAAAAAAGGACUCAGUUGUCCCAGAAGACAAGAAUAAGGGCCCCGGUGAUUCCAAGGCGUCGGCGGAUACAACGUACAAGGCGAACAAGUGGAAGGCAAUCGCUACGAGGCAGCAGAAGAUGCAGCUGUGGGAGUUAGAGCACGAGUAUCCGGCUGACAUCGUGAAUCCCGAGGAGCAAUGA
Molecule: messenger RNA, 1236 nt
Organism: Sphaeroforma arctica JP610
Lineage: Eukaryota; Ichthyosporea; Ichthyophonida
Exons: 9
Coding region: 1-1236 (411 amino acids)
Cellular component (GO): eRF1 methyltransferase complex
Molecular function (GO): protein methyltransferase activity; S-adenosylmethionine-dependent methyltransferase activity
Source: RefSeq, a predicted model, not a curated record